Molecule: messenger RNA, 895 nt
Organism: Vicia villosa (hairy vetch)
Lineage: Eukaryota; Viridiplantae; Streptophyta; Magnoliopsida; Fabales; Fabaceae
Product: probable prolyl 4-hydroxylase 8
Exons: 10
Coding region: 1-747 (248 amino acids)
Biological process (GO): peptidyl-proline hydroxylation to 4-hydroxy-L-proline
Cellular component (GO): endoplasmic reticulum
Molecular function (GO): procollagen-proline 4-dioxygenase activity; L-ascorbic acid binding; iron ion binding
Source: RefSeq, a predicted model, not a curated record
AUGGGCAAGGUUCAUGGAUCAUUGCUCGUUCCGCUGCACGGCCUUGACGGUGAACUUGAAUGCAGAACAAUGACCUAUACUUUGUUGAACCAAUCGGCAACAAAAACAGAUAAUAAAGGCUGGCUUCCUAUUACCUUCAGCUAUGCAAAUGUUGGUCCUCGAAAGAUAAAGGAAAUAAAGGAAAUUCUCUCGGGGUGCAGCUAUGCGCUUGUUGAUCACUUUGAACUUUCUGCAUUACUAGGUGGAAGGGAGAAGGCUCCUGCUGCUUUUUGUCGGAAAGCCAUCACGUCUACUGACAAAUUUGAGAGGUGGGGAGAUGGUUUGCAAACACGAUCAUUGACAUUCAUUGAUGAGUGUGUUGAAGAUGUACUUAGAGUUGAAAAUGGAGAGCUUAUACAAGUCCUAAGGUAUGAAAAGAAUCAGUUUUACAGGGCUCAUCAUGACUACUUUGCUGAUAUUUACAACUUGAAGCGUGGUGGGCAGCGAAUAGCUACAUUGCUUAAGUAUUUAGGUGACAAUGUUAAGGGAGGAGAAACACAUUUCCCAAUGGCUGGUUCUGACGAAUGUAGCUGUGGUGGAAAAAUGUCGAAAGGGAUUUGUGUGAAACCAAUAAAAGGAAACUCAGUGCUCUUCUGGAGUAUGGGACUGGAUGGAAAGUCCGAUCCGGAAAGUGUUCAUGGAGGAUAUCUGGUACACUCUGGGGAGAAGUGGUCAUAUAAUAUCAUUAGUUGUCUAUGUUUCAUAUAAUAUAAUAUUUCCAACGACAUACACAAUGGUCUUAUUUAUUCUGUCACUUUCAAAAGUCUUAUUCUUGUUUUCCACUACUAUGAAUGCAUCAAAGAGGUUUUUAUUUGCUGUCCACAUGAAAUCAAAGUAAAUAUUCAGUUUCUUUUCA